GAGCUCGGCACGCGAAGGCCAAGAAGCCAACGACCAUGCCCCCGGAACGGAGCGGUGCGGACGCGCCCCUCACCAACCCAGAUGUCCGGCUGAGUCGAACUUCGUUAUCGGCGGCGUCGCCGACGGCCAACGGAGUUCAGCUCAAGAAGGAGCUGAGCCUCAUGAACGGCGUCGGCAUGAUCGUCGGUGGUAUAAUAGGCGCCGGAAUAUUCAUCUCUCCGACGGGUGUGCUCAGGUACGCCGGUUCGUCCGGGAUGGCCCUCGUGGUCUGGGCCGCCUGCGGGAUCAUUUCCAUGGUCGGAGCCGUGUGCUACGCCGAACUCGGUACCAUGAUCCCCAAAUCGGGCGGCGACUACGCGUACAUCUUCGCCGCAUUUGGUCCCCUGCCGUCGUUCCUGUUCUUGUGGGUGGCAUUGCUUAUCAUGCAGCCGACGAGCAACGCGAUCGCCGGCAUCACCUUCGCCAAGUACAUCUUGGAACCGAUCUACUUGGGAUGCCCGCCCCCGGAUAACGCUGUGAGGCUGGUUGCUGCAGUCGUCAUAUGUGAGUAA
This is a messenger RNA of Ixodes scapularis (black-legged tick), 551 nucleotides long. Its product is annotated as putative L-type amino acid transporter 1-like protein MLAS. The record is from RefSeq and is a predicted model, not a curated record. Gene Ontology annotation, cellular component: membrane. Lineage: Eukaryota; Metazoa; Arthropoda; Arachnida; Ixodida; Ixodidae. Gene Ontology annotation, biological process: amino acid transmembrane transport. The transcript has a single exon. The coding region runs from base 36 to 551 and encodes 171 amino acids. Gene Ontology annotation, molecular function: L-amino acid transmembrane transporter activity.